UCGACUCAUCACUAAUCAGCAGUUUUCAUAUCGAUGUUUGUUUUUAAAUUCAUUUGCAUUUAACAUUUAAAUACUGGAAUUUUUGUAUCGAAACAAAGCAUUUUUCACAUUGUUAGUCGAUCUUAUUAAUUAAACUUACUAUUUCUGUAUAAAAUGCGUCGGAAACGAAAUCGAAAGAGUUUACCAAUUAAUUUGUUGCGGAAGCAACAGCGCGAGCAGCGGCAUUUAGCAGACGGGAAGAAAAAGCCUCGUCGAAGAAAUCUUAACAAAAAAUUAGAUUCUGAAAGAAGAAAUCACGAAGCAUUGGUUCGAACCACCGAAAUUCACCUGGAAAAAAUUUUGCAAGCUAACGAAGUGCUUUCAGAUAUACCGUACGAUUGUACACCACAGGAACUCAUGGGCGAGAUUGCGAUAGCAAAUGGUUAUGCGACAACAAUUUAUGUUGAACGUGAUGGCUUAUCAACUCUGACCAUAAUUUUGCCUCAAAAAAAUCCAACAAUUGCAAAUUUAAAGAGAGCGAUCGAAUCAACUGCACGUGUACAACAUAAACGAGAGCUGCGUGAGCGUUAUGAAAGCCGACGCCGUAGACGACGUACGAGUGUGUCUGAAGAAACUGGAAAUGCGAGCAAUAGCAACGAUGACUCCGUCAAUGCCGACAAACAAGCAGCAGCAUAUCAGAAUUGGCAGCAGCAACAAUUUCGACAGCAGGUUGAAACUACAGCGGCUUGGUUGGCGGCCAACAGAAGCACGGGAGAACUCGUCUACUCCACAACGCGCUGCGGUCAUCCACAUCGUACGACGGUUUCAUGGCGAUUUCUUUGGCGCGCCUACAUGUUGAUCGACGUUCAGACGAAAACGCCGCUUUACGACGAGGACGGACGUAAAUUAUUGAUUGAUUGUGACAUUGAGAACGGUGCGACUUUACGAUUUUGUAAACGUGAAAUUUAUAUGAAACGUCGCCGGCAAUAA
Anastrepha ludens (Mexican fruit fly) is the source of this 969-nucleotide messenger RNA. RefSeq lists its product as uncharacterized. The transcript has 3 exons. Lineage: Eukaryota; Metazoa; Arthropoda; Insecta; Diptera; Tephritidae. The record is from RefSeq and is a predicted model, not a curated record. Bases 154 to 969 code for a protein of 271 amino acids.